Molecule: messenger RNA, 2370 nt
Organism: Penicillium olsonii
Lineage: Eukaryota; Fungi; Ascomycota; Eurotiomycetes; Eurotiales; Aspergillaceae
Source: the annotation of a GenBank genome assembly
AUGUUCCCAGUCAGACCUAAUCGAGACGAUAGGAAGUCAAAAACAAAACGUUCCAAGGAGUCAUCGGCCCGCCGUUCCUCAAUGCCUGGACUCGACUCCAGUCAAACCGGGACCGCCUCGUUCCUCGAGUCCAGGACCAGUCUACCGUAUCCUACGUUCUCCAAAGCACACAGCAAGGAAAAUGUGCGCAAGGGCGACCCUCCCACCCCAGACGCGACCGACUUGACCGAUCGCAAUGAGAAGGCUCCCCGCGAGCACCACGCGCCACCCAGCCCACCGCUGACCGGCCUAGACCAGGAGUCACGGAAGGGCAGUGUCAUCGACGAGGAGAGUGAAAAACCAAAAAAGAAACCCAGCAUCAGGAUUCGGGCGGAGGUCAACCGAUCUUCCUCCAGCCUGCGAUCGAAACGAGAUGACAGCACCAGAUCCAAGAGCAGCAAGACCUCGCGCACCGAAACACCUACCAGAUCCAAAAGCUCCAAGGAGAAGGAAGAGCGAGAGCCCUCGCCCCGAUCAUCCACUCACAAGUCCAAGUCCAAGUCAUCGUCCGAUGAGAAGAAGCUGCCCAAACGAUCAAGCCGCUCCACCAUGUCCGCCUCACAGUCGAAUGUCACCAUUCGUGAAGAUGCAGGGUCGCCCAACGGAUCCGACGCGACCUCCAUCGCGCCCAACCAGCAGUACUCGGCGCCGCGAAAGCCCACGACCCCGCCCACGAAGCCACCCUCGAGGACGCAGACCCGAUCGGCCGCGUCCCACCGCCGCGUUCCAAGCGACGAGUCCAUCGACUUCGUCAAACCGAGUCCGAACGCAUUCGGCGCGCCUCCGCCGCCGCCCCCUCCGCCUGAAAUGCCCGCCACGAUCCCCCGAGUCGAUUAUCUGCUGAAGAACGGCGGCUUGGAACACAAGGUUUCGCGGGCCCUGCUGGCUGGCCUGGGCCAGGGUGAUCCCUUCGCGCCCGGGCAAGCGCAGUCUCGGUCUGUGGCGGGCAAGAUCUUCGAUCCGUAUAACCGCUUGCUGGACGACUAUCAGAAGGUCAUGAACAAGAGUGGGUCUCUGGCGGUCGCUACCGGGUAUCGGUCUGUUGCGCGGCGGUUGCUGGAUCGGCUGGAGGCAGUGUUCGCGCGCGAUAUCUCGUCCGAGCCGUGCAGCUGCCAGAUAUGUGUGCGCGCUGAGCCGGACGACCGACCGGACGGAGUGAGCUGGGGCGAGGUGCUAGAGCUGGUGUCUGGCCGGCGGGAAUUGCCAAUGUGGCCCCCUUUUACGAUGGCACCGAAUACUGUGGAUGCUGGGACGUCGGGCGAUGAGCACGUGCCAAUGCAGAAACUGGACAUCGACGUUCCGGAAGAGUACCGUGAGCACUUCAUUCGGCAAUCUCGAAAGACCAAGGUCGCCGUGGACAAAUGGCUUUCGGAACAGAACGAUACAGGGACCAGUGCCCCUAAUGAGGUCGACGAUGAGACCUUGACCUUUGCCAUGCUCACGCAUCUUGAGUCGCACCAGCGUUCGCUUUUCUGCUCGCUGCUUGGGCUUACUUCCUCUACUCCUGUUCCGCGAUCUGGUGAUGAAAAGCCCCGACCGAAACCAUCCUCGCUUGUCUCGUCUGCUUCGGCCAUCCAACGUCUCUAUCGACUCUCCACCCUCCCUCGCGACCCCGACACUGCUAUGUACAUGUUAAACAACCCCAGCCUUCACCACGUCCUCGCCACACUAUCCGCAAUCAGCGAUGAUGAAUGGGAGAUUCUGAUCUCCGGCCGCUUCGACGGCUUUCUCCGCAGCGGUGCAGAAGACACCGGAGGCUCUGGCAGAUCCGGCAGUCGUUCGAACACGCCUCUAGGCGGCGGUAUCUCACGGGGACCAACACCCAACUACAUGGACGGCAGUUUCCGACCGUCGAGCCAACUCAACGGCGGACCAACAUCACCCGCCUCAUUCGGGGGCCCAAUCGCAUUAGACGAAGAGACCGAGAUCGCCGCGCUGGCCGAAGUCGAGCGCGACAUCUUCCUAGGCAUGGAAGCUCUCGAGGACGCUUUCGAGGCCUUACACCUCAAAGCCGAGGUCGUACGUCGGGCCCUUCGCGAGCGUGGCGCCGGUCUCUCAGUCGCUAAUCAAAGCCGACGCGGCUCCUACGUUGAAGCGCGCAUGGGAACUCCCUUCUCUGCUGCUGGGGGAUGGGAUAGUGGCGAGGAUGACUUCCUUGAUGAUGAUCGCUCUCUGGCGCCAGAUGACUCGGCUAGUAACAUUAGUUCUAACCGUCGUCGUCGGCCGAAGAGACGGACUGAGCGACGGACGCCUGCGCCCGUGGAGGAAGAAGACGAGGAAGAAGAACACUCGCCUGUUCGUCGGGAUUCGCGCGGUUCGCGACGAAGGUAG